AUGGGAUCAAACCCCUUUCCCCUGGAGCUGCAUUGGAGCGAGCUGCAGGAGCUCAGGGAAGCGUUUUUGGAAUUUGACAAGGAUAAGGAUGGCUUCAUUAACUGUAAGGACCUGGGGAACUGUAUGAGGACCAUGGGCUACAUGCCGACCGAGAUGGAGCUCAUAGAACUCUCACAGAUUAUCACUGGAGGCCGAGUGGACUUUGAAGAUUUUCUGGAGCUGAUGGCUCCCAAGCUGUUGGCAGAGACGGCCGAUAUGAUCGGAAUGAAGGAACUCCGGGACGCUUUCCGAGAGUUUGAUUCUAAUCAUGAUGGGAAGAUUAGCACUUCCGAGCUUCGGGAAGCGAUGAAGAAGCUGAUGGGGGAACAGGUCCCUUCGCGGGAAAUCGAGGAUAUCCUCCAUGAUGUGGAUCUGAAUGGGGACGGCCUGGUGGAUUUCGAGGAGUUUGUCGGGAUGAUGUCCCGUUAGUGGGGCGAAUGGACUGUUCCUGCCGGAUUCGAUCCCUGGAACUCUGCGUCCUGUUUGUUGGUUCGUGGACUGUGACGCUUCCCUGGGAUCUCUGAGCCCCUUCAGCUUCAGGUGGCCUGCGCCCCUCUGCCCCCAUCCAUGGAUUUUGUGAUAAUGCACGCUGUCUUGCUGCGGAUUCCCCGGCUGUAUUGAUUCAUCCUCUUUUCUCCCCCCACUCCACUUCCCCUUCUCCAUACCCCGUAUCCAUCGGGAUCCUGACCCCCACGAUCAGAGCCGCGUGCCUGCUUCACCAGGAACACAGAGAGCUCAGGACGCUGACUCUCGUGUCCCAUUCACGGCCGGCACGUUCUGCAGAAUCUCAUCGCCGUCCUGUUGUCGAGCACAGUUCCCCAGAGUCCCCUAAGAGUCAGGGACCCCGUUUAAAGAGUGGGUCUCUCUCUCUCUCUCUCUUGCUCUCUCUCUCUCUCUCACUGUUUUUUCUCUCUCUCUGUUUCUCUAUCACUGUCUCUCUCUCUCUCUGUCUCUGUCUCUCUCUCUCUCUGUCUCUGUCUCUCUCUCUCUCUCUCUCUCUCUCUCUGUCUGUCUCUCUCUCUCUAUGUUUCAGGGGCCCUACUUAAUGAGGGAAUCUCUCCCUUUGUCUUCAACAAGGUUCUUCACGGUAAGCUGGUUAGCGACGUUCGAACACACAGAAUCCAGGGAGAACGAGCCAGUCAGAUACAGAACUGACUGGAAGGUAGGAGACAGAGGGUGGCCGGGUGUGGUUUGCUUUUCAGACUGGAGACCUGUGACCAGCCGUGUCUCGGAUCAGUGCUGGGUCCCCUGCUUUUUGUCAUUUACAUAAAUGAUUUGGAUGUGAACACAGGAGGGACGGUUAGUAAGUUUGCAGAUGAGACCAGAUUUGGAGGUUGUAGUGGGCAGUGAGGAAGGUUACCUCAGAGAACAGCAGGGCCUUGAUCCGAUGGGCCGAGGAGGGGCAGACGGAGUUUAAUUUAGAUAAAUGUGAGGUGCUGCAUUUUGGAAAGGGACUUCAGGGCAGGACUUAUACACUGAAUGGGAAGGGCCUGGGGAAUGUUGCUGAAUGAGACCUUGUGGGGUAGGUUCAUGGUUCCUUGAAAGUGGAGUCGCAGGUGGACAGGGCGGGGAAGGAGGGGUUGGGUACGCUGGCCUGUAUGGGUCAGUGCAUUGAGUACAGGGAGCUGGGAGGGUCACGUGGCGGCUGUAUUGGUGAGGGCCACUUCUGGAAUACUGUUUGUAAUCCCGGUCUCCCUGCUGUAUUAUUAAACUGGAGGAGGUUCGGAAAAGAUUUACAGGGAUGUUGGAGGGUGUGAGCUACAGGGAGAGGCUGGGGCUAUUUUCCCCGGAGUGUCGCGGGCUGAGGCGGGGGAGCACCUUAUAGAGGUUUAUAAAACCAUGAGGGGCAUGGAGAGGGUGAAUAGACAAGGUCUUUUCCCCCAGGGGUAGGGGGAGUCCAAAACUAGAGGGACAUAGGUUUAAGGGGAGAGGGGGAAGGGAGCUGAGAGGUAACUAUUUCACACAGAGGGUGGUGCGUGUAUGGAAUGAGCUGCCAGAGGAAGUGGUGGGGGCUGGUACAGUUACAGCAUUUAAAAGGCAUCUGGAUGGGGACAUGGAUAGGAAGGGAUCAGAGGGACAUGGGCCAAAUGCUGGUGACUGGGGCUGGAUUAAAGUAGGAUAUAGGGUCAGCAUAGAAGAGUUGGGCCGAAGGGUCUGUUUCUGUGCUGUAUUGAUUUGCGUCUCUCUCUCUCUGCCAGGGUCCCUGUUUAAAGAGGGAGUCUCUCUCUCCCCCUUUCUCUCUCUCUCUCUCUCUCUGUCUCUCUCAAUCUCUCUCGCUCUCUGUCUCUGACACUCUCUCUCUCUCUUAGGGAGCCUGUUUAAGAUGGAGCCUUUCUCCGCUCGGACAGUGCAUGUUAAAGUGUGACAAUAAGGGAUAGCAGGAACUGCAGAUGCUGGAGAAUCGGAGAUAACAUGGUGUAGGGCUGGAUGAACACA
Molecule: messenger RNA, 2475 nt
Organism: Stegostoma tigrinum
Lineage: Eukaryota; Metazoa; Chordata; Chondrichthyes; Orectolobiformes; Stegostomatidae
Product: calcium-binding protein 1-like
Exons: 5
Coding region: 1-468 (155 amino acids)
Molecular function (GO): calcium ion binding
Source: RefSeq, a predicted model, not a curated record